AUGUGGUUCUCGACAAGGAAUCUCAUUAUGGUGGGCUUGCUCAGCGCCUUGGGCCUGAAGCAGCAGACCGCUGCAGUUGAGUUGUCAAGCUUCACAAAGAACUUGUUCACCGAGUCCAUGGACUUUUUGGAUAAGAUUUACGACCCUGCGGCCGGCUACCUUUAUUUUUUCUACUUCCCACUUGCGGCAGGCAAGCACGAGACGCGAUCUUCGGUCUGGUAUGCAACUGGCCUCCUGCAACGCAACACUGGCGACGAUGUGGAGCAGGCUACCAAGAUCAUCAAAAAUGUGAUCGGAGAUCAGAAGAAAAUACGUGAGGAACAAUGGUAUGGAGACUACACUGUUUAUCCAGAGGAGCCAACUGUUGGCACAACGGCAUAUCCUAAGAACAUCUACAAUUCUUGGGAUCCUAAUUGGCGAGGCUUCAUUGGCACAACUCUCAUCGUCAUUUAUGAAGAGUUUAGGCACCUUCUUGCGAGAGACGUUCAGGAUCUCAUUCUCGAGAGCCUGUACAACAACACCGUUGGAGACAGCUACCGUGUCGGUGGAGUUGAUGACGACAAUCUUUACCCGUCAUACAGCAACCCAGCCAUCAUGCGUGCCAUUGCGACCGGGUGGACUGGUCGAACUCUCAAUGACUCCAACAUGACAGCUGCCGGCGAACUGUACGCCAAGGAGAUUUUAGACUUAUUUGACCGCAACAACACACUCUCUGAGUUCAACAGCCCAACGUACAUCGGCGUCAGCAUCUAUUCGCUUACCCUAUGGGCCAAGUACAUGCCUAAUGACUCGUCACUAAUGGGCCAGCAUGGUGCUCGCAUGAUCAAAGCCAUUUGGGAAUCCAUCGGUUCCAUGUACAACGCCAACCUCCGCAAUGUCGCUGGACCGUGGGAUAGGACUUAUGGUUUCGACAUGAACCAAUACGUCGCCAUCAUCAACAUCUACAUCUGGUCUCUCGUUGGUAAGGACAAGGCACCCGGCAUCUCACAAACAUGGAGCAUGGCGCACGCAGAUGAUUUUGAGUACGCGCCGCUCAUCUCUGUCUUGGCACCUUUCCAUGAUGCCCUCAUACCAUCAGACGUUUUGGAGAAGCUCAGCACAUUCCCUGGUGAGCACUUGUUUGAAACUGCCGCUUUCUCACCCCCUCACGAUUCCGUGCCUCGAAACAUCACAACCUGGCUAUCUGCCAACCUCACCAUUGGAGCUGAGUCAUAUGACGAAGAUACUCUCGGUGGGCCCCGCGAAGAUCCUUCUCAAUGGUCUCCUGCGGUGGUGCAGUGGGCUAGGAACGACGGUAGCGUCGGCUACAUCGUUCUCCAUGGCACUGACGAGACUUUGGAUGUGGAUGUUAGCCCUGGGCAUCUCAGCCUAUCUUACCCCCACGGCAAUUCUACCAGCAUUUUCACAUUCCUUGUGAGCUCCAAUCCCCUUGGCGGCAAGAGAGACAUCUUCGGAUUCGAGGACGUUGAAGGAAUACAAGUCAGCGUCGGUGGCUCAGUAGUUUCACAACCGGAAAUUGGAUUCUGUGGCCUUGUUGGCGGCACCUGUUCCAUCAUUCAUGGCUUUGAAUUUUGGAACAUUACGUUUGUGAUGCCUAGUAACUCAAGUGCAGUUCCCUCGAUUGAACUUGACAUCAAGAGUACAAUUGGGGAGAGUGAGCGGAGAUCGCAUCGUACCUUGUAGUCAGGAUCAUCAAAAUGCGGUUAGCAACUUGUCUCAUGUUGAAGUACAGGUCCGCAGAGAUGAAAGUUGUUUCCUGAUCGUUGAAGAUAGUGGGCUUUUUGGAAGCUAUUUUCAGAUUUCAACUUGUCAUUUACACUGCGGCUCUGGUUACUUUGUGGAUUAGUGAAACCUUCACCAAAAAAGCUUCUUGUCUGGUUCCAGGUUCAUUAAUGUCCCACCCUAACC
Colletotrichum phormii is the source of this 1908-nucleotide messenger RNA. RefSeq lists its product as uncharacterized. The record is from RefSeq and is a predicted model, not a curated record. The transcript has 4 exons. Bases 1 to 1683 code for a protein of 560 amino acids. NCBI's taxonomy places the organism in Eukaryota, Fungi, Ascomycota, Sordariomycetes, Glomerellales, Glomerellaceae.